Molecule: messenger RNA, 5366 nt
Organism: Cataglyphis hispanica
Lineage: Eukaryota; Metazoa; Arthropoda; Insecta; Hymenoptera; Formicidae
Gene: Oatp74D
Product: solute carrier organic anion transporter family member 74D
Exons: 12
Coding region: 2077-4296 (739 amino acids)
Biological process (GO): sodium-independent organic anion transport; transmembrane transport
Cellular component (GO): membrane
Molecular function (GO): protein binding
Source: RefSeq, a predicted model, not a curated record
CUGCUCCCAAUAACGACUCUCGCCCUCGGUCAGUCGCGCGCGAACCGCGGAGCCGCGAGCAUCUCUUCGUCUCUUGCUUUGCCAAGGGAGACUUUAGUGUUUGUCGCUUCGCGUGUCUGGGCUAAACUGGCACGUGCGACGAGAGAAGAAAAGGAAAAAAGUGCAGGAAUUACGUCAAAGGAAUUUAAUCCAAAGAGGUGAUACCUUGAUAUGAUCGAGGAUUUCGCUUGGGAAGAUUUGCAUGACGUAAAGCGAGAAGUGGAAUUUACGAAAUUCUUAUAUUGCCCAAAUAAAAGCGCCGAAGAAAGCGCGUCGAAAAUAGCGACAGUCCGUAAAGUCGUCCUGGAAAAACAAUAUUCGUAUCGAAAGAUUGUUAGAGAAAAGCGCGAUCGGUCGUUCAGCUGAUCAUCGCGAGGAUCGACGAAUUGGCACGUGGGAGAAGCUUGCUUAGAAGCUAUCAGUCAAUGCGAGGGGAGCAGGUUGCAGUGGGAUGAUUGUUCGCUGCAAGAUUGUUCGAGAGAAUUGUUAAGAAUAGAGAGAGAUAAUAUAUAUCGUGAACGGGGCACGAUUCGGAGCGAAAAUUUUCGGAGUUUAUUGAUCGGCUUUAUGAAAAAUGAUGACUUGUCGUUUUUUUCUUUCAAUGUGGAAAAUAGCGCGUGAUAUUCUCUGGGAAUCAUAACUUUCGCACCAGUAUCAGAAAUUAUCAAGCAAUUGCGAGCAGUAGCAUUUACCUUGUAGAUCAACAUCUCAACAUUUAUGCAAGUCAUAAGUUGUGAAAUUUGUUUAUUAAUGACAUUUGGAUUUUUAAAAGUCAUCCAAAAAAAAACAUUAAUUUUUUAUUGUUAUUAAGUUUUGAUUAUAUCAGUACUGAUUAAUUAUCAAGAUUGUUCUUCCAAUCGUGUCAGACUCAACUUUCUGAUUGUCAGUUUGACAUUCGGUUCUCGUGACAUUUGAGGAAAUGGUUUCAAGAUUCGUAAAGCAUCCUGAUAAUAAACACCUCGCUCGGUCUAGCUUUGUUCAACAUUGAUUUUCUGAUUGGAAGGAGCGAUUCCGAAGAGCCGGAGAGCCACGAUAAUCCCAGCAUGAUGCGUCAAGUGCCGUACAUUCCGAGAUAAGACAAUCCGCGCUAAACGGAGAGGCUGGCAUUGGCGUGGCGGCGACGACGGCAACGGCAGCUGCAGCGGGUGUUGGGUGUGGGAAGACGGUGGCGAGGAGACAAAGGAUCAAUGGAUCUGUAACGCAUGCAAAGUGAUGCAAGCGAUCGACGUGCACGACGACACGGAUACCCAGAUACUGCAGAUCGGGUCGCAAACGGCGAGAGAGGCGAAAGAGAGAUCGGCGAAGAUCGAGCCAGAGUGGGAUAGAGACGAAUGAGUAUUUUUCGACAUUAUCUCUUUGAGGGAAAAACGUCUCUUUCUCUCGACGAUAUUAACAACGACAACAUUAAUGUUGUAAAGCGCGAAGCAAUGCAUCUUAAGAUAUAACAUACGAUUUAUGACCGAGGAUGAAAAAAGCGGAAGGGACGAUAGCGUGACAGAGUUGGUAUCUCUACAUUGUAUUUGGAUAUAAAAGUGAGGCAGACCGACGACGAAAAGGCGACGACGAGAAGGAAGAAACGAACAGGACGCAGCACGGCAGCGUGUACGUGUGCGUAUAUAUGUGUGUGUGUGCAUCGUCACUACAUCGAGGAAGCAGCAAAACGUCGACGGAGGACGCGGAGCUAUUCCUAUUUUAGAGCCCGCCAAAUAUCUUGCCAGGGUGCUGCGUUGACUAUAUGUCUUCCUCUUUCUCCCAUCCUGCUUCUCUUUCGUGCUUCCCACGAGUGUUUUCCUCUCUCUCUCUCUCUCUCUCUCUCCUUUCUUUCUCCCCGGCUGAUUCUCCCUCAUGAACGAGCAGCCGAUUCUGCGCCGAUGACGCACGACACCAACCAAAAGCACUGCGACCUGUGACAGAUUGAUCAUUUGAAUGCCAGCCUUCUGAGCGGCCAAAAGAUUCCGACGAAGUAUCUCGGCUAGAGAUUAGUGAAGCUGCAAAAAACGCAGAAGGUGACCACCGUAUCACGCAAAGAGAAGAAUAAUGGCGGGCGAGGACACGCAGAUAUUGUCGAACGGUAACGUGGAGGCCUUGACGAUCAUUCCGCCGAAAAUGGCAAACGGAAACGGGCUGAUAUGCGGCGGCAAGCAGCACAACAACAACGGCUUGAUAUCGAACGGGAAGCUGCACGGCGGGAUCGGCGCCGCGGAGAACGGCAAGCUGAUCGUGCCGGACGAGAGAUCGAAUAGCCUUCAUACGGAGUUCGACGAUGCCGACGUUUCCUGCGGAUGGGGUCCCUGCAGACCCCACUGGCUGCAAUACUUCGCUACGAAGCAAGCUUUCCUGGUGACCUUCUGCCUUACUUGGGUGCUUCAGGGCAUGUACUAUACGUACUUCGUCUCCGUCAUCACGACAAUAGAAAAGCUCUUCCAGAUCCAAUCGAAAACGACGGGCAUCAUCAUGUCUGCCACGGAGAUCGGUCAGAUCGGAUCGUCCCUUUUACUUACGUAUUAUGGCGGCCAAGGUCACCGGCCCAAGUGGAUAGCCUGGGGCAUGAUCCUCUUCGCCGUGAGCUCGUUCACCUGUUCGUUGCCUCACUUUAUCUAUGGCGAACAGCUGAUCCUUCAAAACGAGAUGCUGCUCAGCGGCCGCGGGUCUAACAAUAGUGAUCCCAUACCGGCGAAUCUCUGCAAGUUCCCGGAAAGAAACGGCACAUUAGAUGGGUGGAAUAUAUCGACGCCCGCAUCGCAGAGCGAUUCGGCGGAAUAUUGCAAGGGUGAUUUUCUCACGGAGCAGAGAAUACAGACCAAAAUAACCACGAUGGUGCUUGGGAUAUUUUUCGUUUCAUUGCUCGGCGUAGGAAUGGGCCAAACGGCGGUGUACACUCUCGGUAUACCAUAUAUCGACGACAACGUGGCCAGCAGAGAGAGCCCUUUGUAUUUCGCAAUCACCAUCGGGGUGCGGAUUCUCGGUCCUGCAUUAGGCUUUAUUCUGGGCUCCUUAUGCACGAUGGUCUAUGCGGACUUGACAAGGACUCCACAAAUCACGCCGACGGAUCCAAGAUGGGUCGGUGCUUGGUGGCUUGGACUGGUCCUGAUCUCAGCAAUGCUAAUGUUCGUCAGCAUAGGGAUGUUUGCCUUCCCGACACGCUUGCCGAAGAGCAGAACACCCCCUCGACGAGCGGAUGCCAAGAAGCCCAGUCUUCGAGAUUUUCCGAGCGCAGUGAAACGACUUCUGAAGAACGACAUACUGAUGUAUAGAACAGCGAGUAGCGUGCUGCACAUCUUGCCGAUCGCCGGUCUUUACACCUUUCUACCGAAGUACCUCGAGAGCCAAUUUCGUUUGCCAGCUCAUCAUGCGAACAUGAUCUCAGGUGUUGGCGGCAUCCUAGUUAUGGGAUUGGGUAUUAUAAUUAGUGGCGUAUUUAUCUUGAGAGCGAAGCCCAACGCGAGGUUCGUCGCAGCCUGGAUCGCCUUCACUGCGGUCGUUUACGCGAUCGGCAUGGGCGUAUUGAUGUUCAUUGGUUGUCCGAUGGAUGAUUUCGCAGGGCUCGUAUCACAUCCUAAUGGACUUUCCAGCUUCGAGCCCACCUGCGAGGCUACCUGCGGCUGCGACCGAAAUAAGUUCAGUCCAAUCUGUGGCGCGGAUGGCAGAACGUAUUUCUCCGCGUGUCACGCAGGCUGCUCGAAUUAUACGGUCGCCGACGGCAAAGUGGCAUCGUUUUAUAACUGUCAAUGCAUCGGUCAGAACGUCACGAUACCCGAAGCAGUGAUCAGCACGGCGACGAUGGGUUACUGCGAACUCGAGUGUAGCAACUUUUGGGUUUACAUGAUCCUAUUUUCGGUCUUCGUUUUUAUCCAUUCGACUAGCGAGGUAGGCUCUAUGCUGCUCAUUCUACGAUGCGUGGAUCCCAGGGACAAGGCCAUGGCUCUCGGGCUGAUACAAUUCGCCAUCGGUUUGUUCGGUAAUGUCCCAUGUCCUAUCGUUUAUGGUGCUGUGGUGGAUUCCGCUUGUCUCGUAUGGGAAUACGCUUGCGGUGAGCGAGGCGCCUGCUGGCUUUACGAUUCGAAUGUAUUUAGAAUGUUCUAUCAUGGUACAACGGGCGGUAUCCUCGUGUGUGCCUUCGUGGUGGAUAUAGUCGUCUGGUACAAGGCCGGGAGCAUCAGCUUCGUGGAGGAACAGGAGGGCGAGGAAGGCACCGCGGAGGAAAUGGCGACGUUAAAAUCGCAGGACGCUCAGACGGUCGAGAAUGACUAUUUGUGAAGGUUUCGCAUUACUCUUUGCGGUGAACGGGUCGUGGCCGAUGCGUCGUCGUCAUCGUCAUCUAAGGACUCAGUGCAGUGUCGUAGGAUACAUGGGGGCCGUCCUCGUUCUUCGCGAAAGGUGUACCGGUAUAGAUCGCCCGGUGUGUUUCCGGGAAUGCGGCGAAGGAUCGACUUGACAUUUACAAGUCAAGACGGAUCUUCUCUCGAAUGAGUUCGUAUCGACGGAAGUCUAGUCUCUUUUCUCUCCUCGACGGUAGAGGAGACGUCCCUCUCAGGACAAUCAACAACUGAUCGUGACGCGAAUUAUUUUCGAGUGUCCGCGCGCGCGAAAAUCAUGAGAAGACUGGCUGAAGUAGAUGAAUGACUUGAACGAUUCGGUUAUUCGCGAGAGAAUCGUGAUCGUUGAAUGAGGAAGAAACGGAUUUGAUUGUGAAGUUGCAAGAAUAGAUUCGGAAGAUUAUGACUCGAUAUGACGACAAGCAGGAAGAUCGCAUGGUUCUUUCGCAGAGAUCUAUCGCGAGAUAUUCUUCUACGUGCAUAGAAAAACAUCUCUCGAAUUAACUCGGCAGACUAUCAUCAGACUCGGACACGCUGAGGAAAAUCAGUAAGAAAGAAGAAACGAUAAAAGUAAUCGUGCGCGAACAAGAGCGAUGUGUGAUAUAGGUCUCGGAAAAAGGAGUUAUGUAGUAAGGUUUCUCUCUCAGGGAGGCUGUCAGUAAGUACACACGCAAUAUAAAAAAAGUAAUACUUCCGUGCCUACGAAACGACGGUGCUUGCGGCGAGCACGCAGGAUCCGCCUCAACGGAGGAUCCGGAGAAUCGAAUCGAAUCAAACCACACGGGCGGCCUCGCGGAUGAACACGAUUCGCGACAGUGAGGGAUUGCAUCGUACGUUGCGCACCGGUGUUGAUUAGUAUACGAUGCAUUUUCAUUGCUGCACGUUAUCUAACAUUUACCGCGAUGCGAAAGGAAACGCGGGACAUUCCGUGUCCUAAUAUAAAAGAAAUUUUUUUUUUAAUUUGAUAAAUAGAAUUUUAUUACAGAAGGCUCGAAUAAGAAAGCAGAAGAA